Molecule: messenger RNA, 2461 nt
Organism: Etheostoma spectabile (orangethroat darter)
Lineage: Eukaryota; Metazoa; Chordata; Actinopteri; Perciformes; Percidae
Exons: 4
Coding region: 1-2211 (736 amino acids)
Source: RefSeq, a predicted model, not a curated record
AUGGAGGAUACAAGAGGAAUUACCAACAAGGUGGCUCCACAGCAGACUGUAGCUACACCCGAGAAUACACCUUCAGGUGCUGCUCAGCAGGUUUAUGAGGCCUCUGAAAUGAUCAGAGGCCCUGUCCAGAGAAAGACGCUUUGGAAAGCCCCAACACCCUACCGUACUCUUAGAGAUGCUUCACCGAAGGUUUCUGGACAGGUUGGUGGUCCACAGCAGGCUGCAGCUACACCUGAGUGUGUAUCACCACCUUCAGGUGCAGCACAGCAGGCUGGUGAGGCCAGCGAACUGUCAAGGGGCCCUGUCCAGAGAAAGACUCUUUGGAAACCAACGCAACCUCACAGAGCGCCUAAGCAUGAAGGCUUGGCUAGGAUUUGGGCUGGUAAGGUUGAAGCCGAUUGUUAUAAACGGGGCCCGGUUCAACGGAAAAUACUCUGGACACCAACACCACCCUCUCCACAAGAACACUCCGGGAGGGUCAGUGACUAUGGGAAACCUCGCUGGACAGCACCACAGUUCAGCCUACUGGCAAACGCAAUUUCAAGUGAAGCUAAGGCGAGUGGGGAUGAAGCCAGUGAUUUUAAAAGCUGUCUUAUGCAGCAGAAAGAUAUCUGCACAGCGCCGCACACCACUGAGGCCUGUGAAGAGGUGGAGGCUUCCUCCCAGCACGCCAUGACUGUCGACCCGGAGCUCCAGCCUCUGCAGCUCAGCAGCCAUGAGAAGGAGGAGAUCACCACACUGAAGGAGAAGAACGAAGCUUUAAGAUCUUCCCUCCAGCAGGCGAGCUUCAAAAAGGAGGAGAGCAUUAAGCUAAAGGAGGAGAACAAAGCUUUGACAGCUGAAGUGGAGCAGCUCAAAGAAAAGCUGAAAGUAAAUAACGUUCUUCAUGAUGAAGUCAAUCAGAAGAACGUUAAAAAGAUCAGUGAUCUGGAGGUCCAGCUUCUGUUUAAGACGGCCUCUGAAGACAACACUCGCCAUGAGAAGGAGCAGAUGGAGGAGGCUCUUCAGAGGCAAAAGGAAAGCCAGAGGAAACAGAAGUCUACCUGGCGAGCGAGAGAGGAGAACCAGCGGGAUCCUCCACAGACGAUACCCAAAACCGUUCUCACUAAAAAGACUGACACACUGCAAGGGGGAAAACCACAACAGGCUCCUACAUCCACGGAUGCUCCACAGCCAGCUGCUAUACCCGAGGUUGCUCCACCGCAAGCUAGUGCUGCACCCAAAGGUUCGGUCCAGCAGGCUGCUACACCUAAAGACCUUCCACAGAAAGCUACACCAAACCCUUUGAAGGUUGUUAGAUGGAAGGAUCUACAAAAGGGGAAAAUUCCCAAAAAGGUGGCUCCACAGCAGCGUAGCUACCCCGAGAAACACCUUAGGGCUGCCCGCAGGGUUUUUGACCCCGAAGAUCAGAGGCCCUGUCCGAGAAAGACGCUUUUGGAAAACCCCAACACCCCACGUACUUUAGAGAUGUUCACCGAAGGGUUUUUGGACCGGCAGAAAGAUAUCUGCACAGCGCCGCACACCACUGAGGCCUGUGAAGAGGUGGAGGCUUCCUCCCAGCACGCCAUGACUGUCGACCCGGAGCUCCAGCCUCUGCAGCUCAGCAGCCAUGAGAAGGAGGAGAUCACCACACUGAAGGAGAAGAACGAAGCUUUAAGAUCUUCCCUCCAGCAGGCGAGCUUCAAAAAGGAGGAGAGCAUUAAGCUAAAGGAGGAGAACAAAGCUUUGACAGCUGAAGUGGAGCAGCUCAAAGAAAAGCUGAAAGUAAAUAACGUUCUUCAUGAUGAAGUCAAUCAGAAGAACGUUAAAAAGAUCAGUGAUCUGGAGGUCCAGCUUCUGUUUAAGACGGCCUCUGAAGACAACACUCGCCAUGAGAAGGAGCAGAUGGAGGAGGCUCUUCAGAGGCAAAAGGAAAGCCAGAAGGAAACAGAAGUCUACCUGGCCGAGCAGAGAGAGGAGAACCACGCGCUGAUGGUUAAACUGGCCCAGGCGCUUAGCAACCUGGAGAGUCAACAGCUGCAGUGGCAGGAGGAGAGAACCCGUCUCCUCCAGUCGCUCAGCGACAUCCAAGACACCCUGCAGGAGACAACAUGCAGCGGUGUGAAAGAGGAGACUGACGACCAAGGGGAGGCAACACUAAGCCAACCAAAAGGCAACGCUAAGCCGAAAAAACCUUCUCUCUGGAGAAGAUUCCUCCGGCUGUUCAAAUAAUCUGGAGGACAAUUUGCCACCAUAGUUACUCCCCCAGCUAUCCCACCAACCCUCAACUCCACAUCCUUAUUUCCCCAUCUGUAUUUCUAUUAGUCUGUAGACAUCUGUAGAGAGGUGAUCUCUCUACAUAUUGCUACUGCUAAUACCCCAUCGGUCCAUUAUUCUCCCAACCAUCUGUAGAGACGUGAUCUCUCUACAGAUUGCUACUGCUAAUACCCCAUCAGUCCAUUAUUCUCCCAACCAUCUGUAG